ACAAUUAUUUAUUAUUAGCAAUGUAGAAAUUACCAAGCAAGCUUAUUGCUUAAGCAUUUCUUAAAAAGUAUUUAUUAAAGGAUUAAGUACAUUAAAAUGCUUUAUGCAUCAAAAAUAUGGUAUAUAAGAUGUCUUUUGCAUUUUCUUAUGAAAAUCAUGGUAGAAAAAUGUAUAGUGAUUCAAUGACAAGACAUUUUAAUAGAUUCAGAUAUGAUGAAUACUAAUCCUUAAAAGAUAGCUAAUUUAAGCUUGCUCUUUAAUCAAAACAUGAAAAAAAGAACUUUUAGAAUGUGUUAAAAUAAUUUGAAAAAGACGAAUUUUAAAAAUUCUUUGAAAAAUCUUCUAAACGCUAAGAUCGUCGCUCUUCUGAACUACCUGAAAGAUAUGAUAAUUACGAAUAUUACACUUAAUUUGCUAGAAUGGGUGAAUUUAACGAUUAUUUGAUAGUAAUGAGAAGGGAAUUAGGAGAUAAAAGCAAAUAAAUUGAAGAAAAAGUAAUAGAUCUUCUUGAAAUAGGAGUAGUUAGAAGAUCCCAUUAAAAUACAGCACAUCUUACCAAAAUGAGUUUUUCUGAUUGUCAUAGAUAUAUUGCAGUAGGAGUAGAUCUAAAAAAUGAUGAGCACUAAACUUUUUUCAUUAAAGAUGUUAAAAGCAAUGUUUUUUUAAAUGACAGAUUAGAAGAUGUUUUUAAUGUAAAAUUCUCAAAAUGUGGCAACUAUUUGUAUUAUGUUAAACAAGACGACAGGCUUUGGUCAAAUGCAAUUUAUAAACAUAAAAUAGGUAGCGAAAUGAGCAAAGAUGAGCUAAUUUACUAGGAAAAAGAUGAAUCAUUUUAUCUAGAAUUAAUGCAAUCAAAAGAUAAAAAAUAUUUAUUUAUCGACUGUAGAUCUAAGGCUAAUUCAGAGAUUCACGCUCUAGAUAGAGAAACAGGAGAAAUUAAAUGUUUAGUUAAAAGAUCUGAUAACUGUAAGGCCUUUUUGAAUCAUGUUAAUGAUAAAUUUUUUGCUUUAGUUAAUAAAGAUCUCAAAACAAAAGAAAAUUGUUACGAUUUCAAAGUAAUUACAAUGAGCUAAGCCUCUCCCUCAUCUAAAGGCUAUAAUAUUUAAGAUUUCUAUAUCCCUGAAGAAGGAGAAGUCAUUAGAGAAAUUGAUAUUUUUGAAGAUUGUCUAGUCCUUUACAUCUAUAAAGAAGGUAGCGUUUACAUGAGAGUUGUAGAUUUAAACAACCCUUAAAGCAACUAUAAAAUAUCUUUAGGAGAUGAAUACUUAGCAGGAACUUCUAUAUCUCCUGGACUUAAUGAAAAUCUUAAAACUGAGACUUUUAGAUUCCAUGUCGACACACCAUUUGUUUAUAACUAAGUUUUCGAUUUCGAUUUUAAGAAAAAAAAAAGUAUUUUAUUGUAAGAUUUUGAGUUAGAUGGUCCUUAAUUCAAAAAAAAUAAUUACAUUUCUGAAAUAGUUUAUGCAAAUAGCAAAGAUGGAGUAACUAUACCUAUCACUAUUUUGAGAGCUAAAAAAUUCCAAAAAAAUAGAUAAAAUAAGCUUCUCCUCCAUGGCUAUGGCUCUUAUGGAGUAAAUCUAGAUAUUGGAUUUAGCAUAAAUUAUCUGAGUGCUUUGGAAGAAGGAUGGACUCUUGCCUUUGCUCAUGUUAGAGGAGGAGGUGAAAGAGGUUAAAAGUGGCACCAAGAUGCAAUAUUAGAUAAAAAACCUAAUUCCUUUUAUGACUUUAUAAGUUGUGCAGAAUAUCUAGUAGCAGAAGGUUACACUCAUCCUUCAUUAAUGUGCGCCUAUGGAGCUAGUGCUGGUGGAGUCUUAGUUGGAGCAGUAAUGAACAUGAGACCUGAGCUUUUUAAAGCUUGUAUUUUAAAUUAUCCCUUUUUGGAUGUUUUAACAAGUUUACUUGAUAAAAAUCAAGCCUUGAGUGCUUCUGAUUAUGAUGAUUUUGGUAAUCCUUUGGAAUACUAGUAUUAUUAUGAUCUCAUUUCAAGUUAUUCUCCUUAUGAAAAUAUUUAGCUUGAUGCUGAGUAUCCAGCAGUUUACAUAACUUGUGGAUCUAAUGAUUAUAGAGCCCCUCUUUGGAAUGUUUUAAAAUAUGUUAACAGAUUUAGAGAUAGAGUUCAAACUCCAACAAGAACUAAAGAAUUUUGUCCCAAAAAUAUAGUUGUAAAUGUCUUAGAUUCUGGCCAUUCUGGUGAAUAAGGAGUUAUCCAUGGAAUAAAAGAGAAAGCUUUAUAUCUUGCAUUUUUGGAAUAUGUUGUGACAAAGUGUAAUAAUGACAUAAAAGUAGAAGAAAUUUGAUAAACAUAAUUCUUAAUUACUUAAAAUAAUUAUUAAAAAUUGAAUUAUAAUAUAAAACUUUAUAUUUUUUAUAAAUUUCUUCUAAUU
Molecule: messenger RNA, 2384 nt
Organism: Tetrahymena thermophila SB210
Lineage: Eukaryota; Ciliophora; Oligohymenophorea; Hymenostomatida; Tetrahymenidae
Product: peptidase S9A prolyl oligopeptidase domain protein beta-propeller
Exons: 5
Biological process (GO): proteolysis
Molecular function (GO): serine-type endopeptidase activity
Source: RefSeq, a predicted model, not a curated record